Molecule: messenger RNA, 804 nt
Organism: Trypanosoma conorhini
Lineage: Eukaryota; Euglenozoa; Kinetoplastea; Trypanosomatida; Trypanosomatidae
Product: D-tyrosyl-tRNA deacylase
Exons: 1
Coding region: 1-804 (267 amino acids)
Biological process (GO): tRNA metabolic process
Cellular component (GO): cytoplasm
Molecular function (GO): D-tyrosyl-tRNA(Tyr) deacylase activity
Source: RefSeq, a predicted model, not a curated record
AUGUUUGACAUUGUGGCCACUGCGCGGCUGCGGCACGGCGGUGCGAUGGGCCUUGUUGGGCGCUUUGCCGUACGUGUGUCUUUAGUGCUGAAGAAUGGAAGAAUGAAAAACGUUUGUUUACGUGAAAACGAAUUCUCACGGGGCGUGCUUCGACGCCCCUGCGCAGCGGUGGGGGAGUGUGCGCAGGGUGUGUGUGUGUGUGUGUGUGCCUGCGGUGCUUCCAGCCACGGCGUUCUGCAGUUGAAGAUGCGUGCCGCCUUUUUUUUUUUUUUUUUGGGGGGGGGGCUGCUGGCGGCCUUUCGGAGCAGCUGCAAGAGGCUGCGGGAGAGGCGAAGGACAAGGCGGAUGCGGGCGGUGGUGCAGCGGGUGCUCAGCGGCUCCGUCACUGUGGGCGACGAGGUUGUCGGGGCGGUGGGGCGCGGCGUUGCGGUGCUGGUCGGGGUGCAUCGCGACGACACCGUCGACGACGUCAAUUACAUCGCGCGGAAGCUCCUGGCGCUGCGCAUUUGGCCAAGCGAGGACGGAGCAAAGACGUGGGACCGCUGCGUCAGGCAGGUGGGCGGCGGCAUCCUGCUCAUCUCCCAGUUCACCCUCAUGCACGUGCUGAAGGGCAACAAACCGGACUUUCAUCUGGCGAUGGGCCCCGAGGGGGCGUCGGAGAUGUUCCAACGCCUGCGUGACGCCCUUGCGAGGGAGUACGCGGAGGACCGAAUUGCAACAGGGCGGUUUCAGGCAUACAUGCGUGUCAACCUGGUGAACGAUGGCCCAGUAACGAUUGUGCUGGACAGUCGGAAUGGACAGUGA